This is a messenger RNA of Eucalyptus grandis, 1499 nucleotides long. Its product is annotated as chalcone synthase. NCBI's taxonomy places the organism in Eukaryota, Viridiplantae, Streptophyta, Magnoliopsida, Myrtales, Myrtaceae. Gene Ontology annotation, biological process: polyketide biosynthetic process. The record is from RefSeq and is a predicted model, not a curated record. Gene Ontology annotation, molecular function: acyltransferase activity, transferring groups other than amino-acyl groups.
GAACAAAGUUGUGGUGUCUCAACUUCACUUUGAACUUCAAUCUAUCCACAAUACAAAAAGGGGUUACAUUGAAGCUCCAAAGUUUCGAACGCAGGUCUGAGAUAGAUGGGUGCCGUCGAGAAGAUCCGUGAGAACCAGCGGGCCAAGGGGCCGGCGACCAUCCUCGCUAUUGGGACGGCGAAUCCGGCUAACUGUGUGUACCAGGCCGAGUACCCACACUACUACUUCCGCAUGACGAAGAGCGAGCACAUGACGGCCCUCAAGCAAAAGUUCAUCCGCAUAUGUGACAAGUCAAUGAUCCACAAGCGUUACAUGCACUUGACCGAGGAGCUCAUGGAGAAACACCCCGAGAUCUGCUCGUACGACGACCCUUCGCUCAACCCACGCCAGGACAUAAUCAUCGACACCAUCCCAAAGCUCGGCGAGGAGGCGGCGUUGAAGGCCAUCAAGGAAUGGGGCCAGCCCAAGUCCAAGAUCACCCACAUAGUCUUCUGCUCGACCUCCGGCGUCGACAUGCCUGGCGCCGACUACCAGCUCAUGCGCCUUCUCGGCCUCAGCCCCUCCGUCAAGCGGGUCAUGCUCUACCACCAGGGCUGCUUUGCUGGUGGCACCGUCCUCCGUGUUGCGAAGGACCUUGCCGAGAACAAUGCCGGCGCUCGCGUCCUCGUCGUCUGCUCUGAGAUCACUGUCACCACCUUCCGAGGCCCGUCUGCUGAGAACCUUGCCAACCUUGUCGGCCAGGCCAUAUUUGGGGACGGAGCGGCUGCGCUCAUCAUAGGGUCCGAUCCAGAGAUCCCUGCUGAGCGGCCCAUAUUCCAACUCGUGUGGACGGCGGAGACCGUUUUGCCAAACUCCGAGGGCGCCAUCGAGGGUCAACUGCGCGACGUUGGCCUCACCUUCGGGUUAUCCGACAGGGUCCCCCAUUUGAUCGCAGACCACAUCGAGAAGAGCUUGAAAGAGGCGUUCGAUUCGCUCGGCAUAAGUGACUGGAACUCCAUCUUUUGGGUGCCUCAUCCGGGUGGCCCGGCCAUACUCAAUCAAAUCGAGGCCAAGCUGGGAUUGAAGGAGAGGCUCCGAGCCGUGAGGCACGUCCUCAGAGAGUACGGGAACAUGUCGAGCGCGUGCGUCUCGUUCAUCCUCGAUGAGAUGCGAAGGAAGUCGGCGGAGGAAGGGCUUGCUACCCCCGGCGAGGGGUUGGAGUGGGGCGUCCUCUUCGGUUUUGGGCCAGGCCUCACGGUGGAGACGGUGGUUCUUCACAGCGUGCCAACAGUGACCCAUGGGUGAAAGUAAUUAAUAAUACAUAUGAUAUAAUUCCAUAUAUCGAUAUUGUUGUAAUGUUAUUUCCUGCUAUAUAAUAGUAGGAAGAAGUUUAGAGUGAUUGAUAUCUAAAUAAUCGUCUGUGGCAUUUCUUCUCCAGUAAUAUUGUAAUGAUUGUGUGCUUUCUUAAUAAGGCUGAGCAUUAAUCAGCCCGUUGUGAAACUUUGUCAAUUAGAUAUGCU